Molecule: messenger RNA, 1083 nt
Organism: Gryllus bimaculatus (two-spotted cricket)
Lineage: Eukaryota; Metazoa; Arthropoda; Insecta; Orthoptera; Gryllidae
Source: the annotation of a GenBank genome assembly
AUGGAACAGGCGGAGAAGGGCGCGGGGGCUGGCGAAGGCGAGGGUGAGGGCGAGGGCGAGGGCGAGAGCGGGCCGCUGGACGUGACGGCGGCGGCGGCGCCGCUGCUGCUGGCUUGCCGGGCAGUAGGGCUGCUGGUCGGGGCGGUGCGCCGCGACGCCCUCCGCCGCCCGCGGUUGCACUCCUCCGCCGCCGCCGUCGUCCUCUGCGCCGUCGUCGCCGUCGUCGGCGUCCUCAUCACCGUCGGCGCCAUGGUGCAGCACGGCUUGCACCUGGCAGUGCCCGCCCUCUCCACCUUCAUGUUCCUCAUCAAGGUCUACUUCGGCUCCGCCACCGUCGUCCUUCUAGGUAAGAACAGGAACUGUUUCUUCUUUUUCGUGUUCCUCAUAAAGGCCUACUUCGCCUCCGCCACCGUCGACCUUCUAGAGGACGUGCCCGGCGGCGCCGCCGUCUGCCGCACGCUGCACCGCUGCACGCGCUUCGCCUGCGCCGCGGGCGCCGUCGUCAUCGGCGCCACCAACCUCGCCGCCAUCGUCUCCGUCGGCCACGUGUGCGCCCUGUGCGCCCUCUGCGGCUUCACCUCCAGCUCCCUCGUCAUGAUGCUCAUCUGCUUCACCUCCUGCCAGGUCAACUUCUUCACCUUCCUGCUCACACACUUCUUCGCCGACGUCAACCUCCAGCUCAAGAAGAUGGCGGCGGGCGCGACGGGGGGCAAGGAGUCGGGGAUCUCGAGCCUCCUGGCUCAAGCGGACAGCCCAGGUGGCGCUCAGGGAAAUCGAACAGCUGCCAUCGUUCACCGUCUUCUGAAUCAGCUCACCGACGCAGAGAUCCGCAAAGAAUUGGAAAUAUUUUCUCUGCAACUGCUUCAUCGCAAAGUGCAGUUCUCAGCCUGGGGUUUCUUUCCUUUGGACUUUUCUUUGUUGUAUGCGAUCAUUGGAGCUGUUACAACUUACUUAAUUAUAUUAAUACAGUUUCAAUUAUCUUUCGGAGAAGAAUAUUUUAGACAUAUAUUAAAUAUGACAAGUUCGAUGGAAAAUGCUUCAGCUGCUACAAUAUAAUGUUUUCCAUAGAAACUAGUGUUUUUU